GCAGCCUUGUUGUCAGAUCGUUCUUCUGGUUAAGACAGUGGAGCGACUCGGAUCCCUGUACAGGUGGAAUUUAUCAAAAUGCAUAAAAGAGACAGGAGCGCAUCAGGAGGUGCAGUGUUUUACAAAUCAAUCACAAAUGCACAAGAAAUCAGGUCUGGAUACUUGCUUAAAUCUCCUCCUCAGUGGCGUUUGAAAUCAGAGUGGAAGAGACGUUUCUUUGUGCUUUACAAAGCCCCAGAGAACGACUAUCAGCUCAGGUACUACAAAAGUGCAGAGGACCAGGUCACCCCGCUGGGAGGCAUAGAUAUGACACAAAUCUCACUGUUAUAUGAAAACCCUCAACACCACCAGAGAUGGCAGUGGGUGCAGAAGAGUUUUAAAUGCUCCCCAUCAUGUGUGGUGUUCCUCAAGGCAGGGAACCGGGACUACUUCCUUAUUGGGGAGACCAGCUCGGAGGCGGACGGCUGGUUCACUGACCUGUUUGAAGCCCUGAAAAAUCGCCCUCAUAAAUUUCUCAAAUCACAGGAAAUCAGCAACGGGCAGCCAGUCAUUGAUAUAAUUUCAAACCCUCUUCACCGGAGAAAGUUUUCUGCCCCAGAGCUGAAGGUGCCUUUCCUUGCAGAGAAAGAAGAAGAUCAGAAUGAUGCCAGCAAAAUCUCGUUGCCAUCCUCAUCAGUGAAGGUUAGGUCCUUUUCGGACCCUUCCUCCAAUGCUGCAGACGGGAACACUGAGGAACUGGGGGAAGAUAAUUCCAGGAGACCGACCUCUGAGCCUGUAAAUCAAGACUAUGACUAUCCCAAGUCACGCCAAAAGAGAGCCAGUGUGCGGGCAGGCAGCAUGGAGUCACUGUAUGAAUCAAUGACAGAAUUUAAAAACAUCCUGAACGCAUCUGAGCCAAACGAUGGUGAAGUUGAAGCAAUUGGCAACAGCACCCUGAUGAGGUCCAUCACUGACAUCUACGUCAAAUACAAGGCGGAGAAUUCUCCACCUCUGAUAUUAAAUGAGUCAUCUGCUGAAAAUGGAGAAGACAAACGUCAGUCUUCAGAUUUCAGCACCAGCUCCAGUGGCGCCGUUUCACCUGUUGAUGUAUUGGAGACGAAUUCGGAAAGACGAGGCUCCACUCGGAGCCUUGACAGCGUCAUGCCAGACGUGAGGGAGUUUAUGCUGAAUCCGCUUGGUUUGAAGAACGAUCUCACACUCACAGAGGUGGAAGGAAAACCGAGUGUGUCUGGCUGGACUGGACAGCCGCAGUCCGUCUGCCUCUUCCACAAGGGAGACCGAGUGGUGGCGAUAAAUGACCUCCAAACCGACAGCGUGGAGGACUUCUACAUGUUUAUCAGCAAGUCGAUGAAGGAUGAGGUGAAAGUGACUGUCCAGCGUCAGCGUGGAUGCCAGCCUCUGCAUUGGUCAAACUCUCCCUGCAGUGACUAAGGCACAGACUGAUCACUGCGGACAACUUCAAUGAGUUAAAAUGAAGGAUCUCAUAUGUCAAACUCAAGGCCCGGGGGCCAAAUCCAGCCCGCCACAGCUUUUUAUGUGGCCCUCUAGACUCUAAAGUGGGACAUAAUAGAACCGUGAAGAUAACAGUGGGCUUAAAUAUUAUUUUAUCAAUCAAUUCAAAGCAAUUUUUAUCUAUUUACUGUCAAAUUGCAUCAAUUAGUCCCUCCAGUUUUUUGUGAAAUAUUGUUGAAAUUCACAUAAAUGAUCAAAAAAUCCCUGCACUUUUUCACAUUAAUGGGUAAUUGUGAGUUUAUUGCAGAUUUUUCACAGAAAUGGUGAAAAACAUUGGAUCUAAGUGAGGGUUUACUCCCACCUGUAGGUGGCAGUAUUUUUUUGCUUCUACUAAACAGCUGUGUGAUCCUUACCUCGACAUGUCGAGUUAUAAUCCAUAAUAAUAUGGCGUCAGCAUGUUUUUUGUUCUAUUUCCUUUCUGUUGCAGUUUAUGUCUGUUUAUGUCUUCAACAAGUAAAAGUCAUACAGAAAUAUACUUCUUGUUAAUAUCAGUUUCUUUAAGCAAGCUCCGGAGUAACAGGGGAACUUACAUUACGUUAGCCAUGCUUUCUUUGUUUGACGUCACAAUAGAUAUAAACAAUAAGAAGGAAAACUCUCUUGUCAAUAUGGAAAGUCCCAUUGUUUUCUGCUUAUUGUGGCUGCCAGUCAGAAUUGCUUGUGCAGUGAAACCACAGAUAGGAUUUCCUCAUUUUUAAUUUCAACUAAAAGGGAAUCCCAGUAUAUAAUAAGAUUUGCAUGCAUUAUGUUGCUCUUCAUAAUGCAUGCAUUACUCUUCUCCCCGGCGUUGAGACAUCUUUCUAAGGAAUCACCCAGUGAAUACCCUGUUCCCAGAAGCACAGACAGAACGGUUUGCUAACCAACAAGAUGUUAUACGUAUCUUCUUGUUGAUAAGUAUAACAAAAAGAAAGGUUGACACACUUUUGAUUUUAGGUGUGACAUUGUUCUGUUUUUCAUAGAUACACCCUCUCAGCAAUUAGCAGUGAUGUAAAGUGAAAAGGACAGAAAGAGAACAGUAUUACAUGUCUUAUAACACUUAGGGGUCGGUAAUAUGAAGAUAAAAUCAUGUCAUGCCUUACAGUUAUGUUCCACGGUUUUUUCAAAACACACAAAACAAAAAAAAUAAUCACUUAGGCACCUUUUACAAGAUCUAACUGAAUUGUGGGAACUUAGCUUUUUGCAUUUCGUCUAGCGUUGAGUUGGACAGUAGCUAGUUACAUUUACUUGAGUAAUUAAAAAAAAAAAAAAAAGUACUUUUAGGACUAUAUUUACCAGGCUGUACUUUUUACUUUUA
Molecule: messenger RNA, 2803 nt
Organism: Xiphophorus maculatus (southern platyfish)
Lineage: Eukaryota; Metazoa; Chordata; Actinopteri; Cyprinodontiformes; Poeciliidae
Gene: plekhs1
Product: pleckstrin homology domain containing S1
Exons: 18
Coding region: 79-1431 (450 amino acids)
Molecular function (GO): protein binding
Source: RefSeq, a predicted model, not a curated record